GUCACCCUCCCUUUCAGUGAUUUGCAAACCUUUUGCAGGCAUGCCACAUUUUGAUAAACAAAGAGCUGCUGCCUUUAAUGUUUAAUUGAGAUUACUUUCAAGUGUACAGGGUUUUUGUUUUGUUUCUUCUUUUACGCUUUUAAAAAAUAUCUGUGAACCACCGGUGACCCCAUCCCUCCCUCCAGAUUGGGGAUGCACCUACCUAUCCCCUCCCUCCUUGAGAUGCUGGUUGGAGAGAUAAGACAUAUGCAGGUGCUAAGUUGUAAGACUAGAAGCCCCUGGAUAUCACCCGUUGGCAUUUAUUCAGUACUUUGUGUGGCAGGUUGGGUGCUUGCUGUUGGGGAUAAAAGAAGGAGGCGGCUCUGUCCUUAAGGCAUCACAGGGCCAGGGCUUUGUGAUGACUGAGGGUCAUAAGGUUGGGCCGUAGGGCUCAGGAGGGGCUGGAGGGGUCAGGGAAAGGUUCUAGCAGAAGGUGAACUUGAGAAAGGCCUUAAGGAGGGGCAGGGUGUGAUUAAAGGGUAGAGGAGAAAGAAGGGCUUGCCAGUAGGGGAACGCUGGCUUGAACAAGACUGUAGAGGGGUGGAUGCUGAAGUUGUGGGAAGCCAGUUCAAGGUCCAGUGUCCCUGAGGUUGGGGGCCGCUGAUCCUUGGAUCCCCCACCCCUGACUCCUCUCUCUGCUUCUGCUUCCCCAGGGACUGGUGACUGCAGCUGGAAGUGCCCAUGACAGAGCUGGCGUCCUCGGGGGGCGGGUCCCCUGCGGGGGACGGGGAGGAGGGUCUGGGGGACGAGCGAGGCCUGGUCAUCCACCACCCCGCGGAGGAGCAGCCUCACCGCUGCCCCCUGUGCGGCCAGACCUUCUCGCAGCAGCCCAGCCUGGUGCGCCACCAGAAGGCACACGCUGGGGUGGGCCGCGCGGCCGCCUUCGUGUGCCCCGAGUGCGGCAAGGCCUUCAGCGUCAAGCACAACUUGGAGGUGCACCAGCGCACGCACACCGGCGAGCGGCCCUUCCCCUGCCCGGAGUGUGGCCGCUGCUUCAGCCUCAAGCAGAACCUGCUCACGCACCAGCGCAUCCACAGCGGCGAGAAGCCGCACCAGUGCGCGCAGUGCGGCCGCUGCUUCCGCGAGCCGCGCUUCCUGCUCAACCACCAGCGCACCCACGCGCGCAUGCCCGCACCGCACCCACGCCGCCCCGGCGUGUUCGGGGAGCGGCGGCCCUACUUCUGUGCCCGCUGCGGCAAGAGCUUCGCGCGCGAGGGCUCGCUCAAGACCCACCAGCGCAGCCACGGCCACGGGCCCGAGGGCCAGGCGGCCCAUUUAGGCCGCGUGCUAUGAUGCGCGCCAGGCCUGCCGCCGCCGGUUUCCUGCCCCAGAGCCGCAUCCGUGACUCCAGGAGAUGGCGCUGGGCUGCGGCCCCCGUCCUGGAUUUGAUCCUGAGAGACGGGGAGGGCUGGCUUGGGGUCUUGAAGGAGUGGGCCGCUGCCCCGCUUGGGCCGCCUCUUUCCGAGUCUUCUCCACCCUACGGCUGGUCGUCCACAGCUGCUUUGGGCCCCUGCAUUGGUUUUCCUCCUCUGGCUCACCCGGCCUAGAGUAGAUGUGGAGUGGGCAGGACCUCUGGGCAGUGUGUGAGGCACAUCUGGGCACAGAGUCUAGGAAUGGGGCCCUCUGGAGCCCUGCCCACCGGCAUGAGGACAUAUCCCCUAAGAAGACCUACCUCGGGAGGUGCCCUGCAGAGGGGACUGAUGCAGCCUGGAAUUGGAGGCCGGUUCUGUGCCCUGGUGGAAAAACUCCCUGAACCAGUUGGGAGUCAUGGCCAGAGAAGAGCUCGUCCUGGCUGCCUGGCCACAGACUUCCACUCUCAUGUGGCAGCAGGGACAGUGCCUGUGUGGAGAGCCAGCUUCUCUGUGCCUGCCUGGCCCAUCAGAGACAGCAAGUAACUGGCCCAAGAGAACACAGCAAAGUCAGCAGGAGGCCUGGCUCUAGAGGCGAAGCCUUUCCCCCAGGUGUGAACCAUACUUUCAAGGCUCCACUUUCCUUUCAGAGCAAUGGUUCUUAAGACUUUGGGGGUGUGAAACCCUUGGGAAAUCUAGCAAAGGAUAUGAACCUUCUCCCCAGGAAAACGCGCAUACUCACGUAGACAUGAGAAUCUACAAACAAUUCUAGAGCUCCUGGACUCCUGGCUGAGAAUCUCAGCCCCAGGACAGAACCUGCCACUCUUUCCUUACCUACGAUAGAUCCCUGGGUCAGGGCCACCCCACAAGUAGCAUUUCUCCCUCCCCCUGCUGAACUUCCUUCCCUCACUCAGGAAUAAAGAAUUCUGAGGAGGGGAUCCUUUUAGUCGCUCUCUUCUCCCAGGCCUCACAGGGCCACAGGCUUCUGGAACCUCUCUUCCCUUCCACAGACGUUGCUGGAGGCUCUCUGGGCUGGGUUUGCUCUUCUCUGGUUUGGGGUUGCUUGCUCUGGCUGCUGGGUUUCACCAUGCCUAGGAUCCCUGGCCCGGGCUCUGAUCUCACUGUGAAAGCGGCGGGGAAAGCAGGGAGUUCCAUGGUGUAGGGUGUGC
Messenger RNA from Panthera uncia (snow leopard), 2557 nucleotides. Its product is annotated as zinc finger and SCAN domain-containing protein 2. The transcript is spliced from 2 exons. Gene Ontology annotation, biological process: regulation of transcription by RNA polymerase II. Bases 721 to 1332 code for a protein of 203 amino acids. Gene Ontology annotation, molecular function: RNA polymerase II cis-regulatory region sequence-specific DNA binding; DNA-binding transcription factor activity, RNA polymerase II-specific. The record is from RefSeq and is a predicted model, not a curated record. Lineage: Eukaryota; Metazoa; Chordata; Mammalia; Carnivora; Felidae.